Pseudomassariella vexata is the source of this 1779-nucleotide messenger RNA. RefSeq names its product major facilitator superfamily domain-containing protein. The transcript has 2 exons. Bases 68 to 1678 code for a protein of 536 amino acids. The record is from RefSeq and is a predicted model, not a curated record. Gene Ontology annotation, biological process: transmembrane transport. Gene Ontology annotation, molecular function: transmembrane transporter activity. Lineage: Eukaryota; Fungi; Ascomycota; Sordariomycetes; Amphisphaeriales; Pseudomassariaceae.
CCUACUCAUCCGGUUGAUUCCACCUGGUUUUGGAGUUGGGUCAUGAACAAUUAACUUCUCGGUCAAGAUGCGUCUCCACACGCUACACGAGCUCGACAAGAGCGAGGGAACCGUGCAACUACACGAAAUCAGCCACGCGGAAUCAGACACCAUCGUCCUGGUACCGCGUCCCUCGGAGACAGACCCCAACGACCCCUUCCGUUGGCCAGCCUGGAAGAAGAAUGUUGCCUUCAGCUCGGUUUGCGCCUUCACCUUUCUCACGAAUUAUGCCAUCGGUGGUUUGGCCCCGGCAUUCUACGUGCUCUCCCUCGAGUUCAACCAAACCAUGGCCCAGACGAGCGACUUGCUCAUCUGGCCGAUCCUCGUGCUUGGCGUGUUUAACUUCUUCUGGGUGCCUGUGGCUAACUAUUGCGGGAAAAGACCGGUGUUCGUGUUUGCCAGUCUGCUGCUGACUGUGAGCUACAUCUGGGGUGGCACCGCCAAGAGUUUCAACAGCUUGCUCUGGAGCAAUAUCAUUGCGGCGUUUGCGGGUUCCUCCACCGAAGCGUUGGGGGCCAGCAUUGUGAACGAUCUUUUCUUCCUCCAUGAACGCGGUGCAAAGAUGGGGAUUUAUAUGAAUGCCAUCAGCGGAGGGAAUACGAUUGGCCCCCUUUUCUGUGGAUUCACCAUUCAGCGGCUUAGCUGGCGCUGGCAUAAGUGGAUUGCUGUCAUUCUGACGGGUAUCAACUUCCUUUCAGUGUUGUUCUUCGUACCCGAGACGAGAUAUCAGAGGAACGAGGGUCUCAAUGUCGCAGUUCCCACUGCCCAACCUGGUGAUUCAGCAGAAAUUCCCACGUUAGUAGCCAGAGCAUCUGAAAAAGGAGAGACUCCAAAGGUCGACCCCAAGUCCAGCCAAGACUCAUCGCCCGAGCGUGGCACGACCAACGAAGCGUUGAAGAAAACCUACCUUCAGGAGCUCUCCCUCUGGAGCAGCGCCCCGCCAAACACAAACCUGCUCAAGAUGUUUCUGCGCCCCCUCCCCAUGAUAUUCUAUCCCUGCAUCAUCUACGCUUUCCUUGGCUACGCCAUCUCCCUCGUCCUCACCGUCGCUAUCAACAUUCUAAACCCCUUCGUGCUGCAAGCUCCACCUUACAGUUGGUCUCCCAUGAUCAACAGCCUGAUCAACAUCGCCGGCUUCAUCGGUAAUCUCUCCGGUGCGUAUGCCGGGGGCUGGCUGGUGGAUGUGUACACCGAUUGGCGCGCGAGGAGGAAUCAGGGUGUAUUUGAGCCGGAGAGCAGAUUGUGGUUGCUCGUCUUGCCGACUCUGAUCACAGGGGCUGGGUGUCUGGUAUUUGGGUAUGGUGUCCAGCGGACACUUCACUGGUCAAGUUUGUUCUUUGGGUACGGGAUGGUUAGUUUUGCGUUGACGGCUGUUCCGACUAUCACUAUGACUUAUGUCAGUGAUUGUCUGUUGCCGGUCAAUGCUGAUGCGUUGAUGUUGGUCAAUGGCUUAAAGAAUAUAGUGGCAUUCGGGUUCCUUUACGGCAUCAUUCCGUGGGUGGAUACGACUGGCUAUAUCAUCUGCUUCGGUACUCAGGCUGGCAUAUUCGUGGGGAUCGUUGCCAUCGGGGCGGUGUGGUUGAUCAUGUUUGGAACCAGAAUGAGGCAUGUUCAGGCUACUUGGCGGAUCAUACUCUGAGUGACGGAAUAAGGAUUUGGGUUCUUUGAGAAAUUGUUUGAAGACCUGUACAAUCUCAUGUUCGUUAGAAAUUCAACCGUCUACAACACGACAUACCCACC